This is a messenger RNA of Hevea brasiliensis (rubber tree), 1382 nucleotides long. RefSeq names its product pentatricopeptide repeat-containing protein At3g26630, chloroplastic. The transcript has a single exon. The record is from RefSeq and is a predicted model, not a curated record. Gene Ontology annotation, biological process: RNA modification. Gene Ontology annotation, molecular function: RNA binding; protein binding. NCBI's taxonomy places the organism in Eukaryota, Viridiplantae, Streptophyta, Magnoliopsida, Malpighiales, Euphorbiaceae. Bases 104 to 1330 code for a protein of 408 amino acids.
GAAAACAUUCUGCAGCUGCGGCUGCGGCUGCGGCUGCAGCUGAAGCAGGAGGCUUAACUACAUGUAAUUCAAUUUCUGCCUGCUUAGAAUCGAAUAAAAUAUAAUGGUUACUUGCCUUUCAUGCGCUGUCAAUACUCCCUCUACAAGAACUCCAUUUUUGAGCUCUUAUGGUCACACCAGUAAUCGCAAGUUUGGUUCUCACGAAGCUCUCAUCUUAAUUCAGAAGUGCUCUAAUUUCAGUCAUCUCAAGCUUAUUCACGCUAAGAUCAUUCGCAAUGGCCUGUCUAAUGAUCAAUUGCUUGUUAGAAAAUUGCUUCAGUUGUGCUUCUCUUAUGGGAAAAUGGACUAUGCCUCUCUGCUCUUCCAUCAAAUGCGAUGCCUACAUACCUUUACUUGGAAUUUCAUGAUUAGACUGUAUACAAACAAUGGUAGCUCUCAACAAGCUCUUCUUCUUCACAACCUUAUGAUUUUCCGGGGCUUUCCGCCCGAUAAAUUCACUUUCCCUUUCACUGUCAAAGCUUGCUUGGCCUCUUCUGCUCUUGAAAAAGGGAAAGAGGUUCAUGGGUUUGCGACUAAGACUGGGUUUUGGAAAGACACAUUUUUCCAUAACACUCGGAUGGAUCUCUUAUUCGAGUGCGGGGCUGCGGAUUAUGGACGUAAGGUGUUUGACAAAAUGCGUGUUCGUAGUGUUGUUUCGUGGACCACCUUCGUUGCUGGACUUGUUGCUUGUGGGGAACUAGAUGCUGCGCGUGGGCCUUUCGACCAAAUGCCAAAGAGAAAUGUUGUUUCUUGGACAGCAAUGAUUAAUGGGUAUGUGAAGAACCAAUGCCCCCAGGAGGCGUUUGAAUUGUUAUGGAGAAUGCAGCUUUAUAAUGUUAGGCCCAAUGAGUUUACGCUGGUUGGCUUGUUAAAAGCAUGUACUGAACUGGGAAGUCUCCAGUUGGGUAGCCGGAUUCAUGACUAUGCUCUCAAAAAGGGAUUCAAACUCGGGGCUUUCCUUGGGACUGCUCUUGUUGACAUGUCCAGCAAAUGUGGUAGUUUGGUGGACGCCAAGCAAGUAUUUGAUAAGAUGCAAGUUAAGAGUUUGGCUGCUUGGAAUUCGAUGAUCACUAGCUUGGGGGUGCACGGUUGUGGCAAGGAGGCACUUGCUGUUUUUGCACAGAUGGAGGAGGCAACUAUUAAACCAUAUGCAAUCACUUUUGUAGGUGUUUUAUGUGCUUGUGUGCGGAUGAAUAACGUAGAAGAGGGUGAUAGGUACUUCAACUAUAUGACAGAGUGCUAUGGCAUUACACCUAUUUUAGAACAUUAUACUUGCAUGAUCAAACUUUAAACUUGUGCCAACAUGUUGAAUGAAGUUAACAUAUUAGUGAAUUCCAUGCCAA